UUUUCCUUGGCCUUUUCAGCCGCUAAGACAUUCUUUCUUGUCACAAGUCUGCUAAUAAAAACGAAACUGAAGAUGAGAAAAAGUGAAAAGUGAUAAGAAUGGAGUCACAGGGUGAGUUUGUUACUCCAUUCCCUAAAAAGGACACCAAGGAGUCCUUUCUUGAAAAAGCCAAAGCAGCUCGAGCAGAGCGAGAGCAAGAGAAAACUAGAGAUCAGGCUGUCAUCAGGAUCCAGACACAGUUCCGAGGAUGUCUGCAGAGAAGGAAAUUCCAAAGCCUCAUCAGGAAGAACCUAGCAGAAGCGUUGGAUGCUUCCAGUUCCAGUGAUCCAUUGAAGGUAUAUGAGGCUGUACUCAAGCUCUUCCCUUACAUCAAAAUACCUGAUGAUGAACCUCUAUUCAUCAGAUAUCUCAAGUGA
Molecule: messenger RNA, 416 nt
Organism: Darwinula stevensoni
Lineage: Eukaryota; Metazoa; Arthropoda; Ostracoda; Podocopida; Darwinulidae
Source: the annotation of a GenBank genome assembly